Messenger RNA from Paraglomus brasilianum, 420 nucleotides. The record is from the annotation of a GenBank genome assembly. Lineage: Eukaryota; Fungi; Glomeromycota; Glomeromycetes; Paraglomerales; Paraglomeraceae.
AUGUCAACAGCAUUUCACCUUCAAACGAAUGGGCAGACUGAACGGCUCAAUAGGGCAUUAGAAGAAAUGUUACGUAUUUACACUACAUACAAACAAGAUCAAUGGGACGAGUAUUUACCUGCUGCAGAAUUUGCAUAUAAUAACUCUAAGCAAAUAUCGACGGGAUUUACACCUUUUGAACUUGAUACUGGUCAACACCCUCAUACGCCAAUUACACUAGCAAAGAGGACUACUACCAAUGUACCAGUAGCUAAUGAUUUUAUUGAACAUUGGAAUAUUAUGUUAAAAAUCGCCAAAGAUCAUUUGAGAGAAGCUCAAGAAAGACAAACAAAAUAUGGCCAAUAUCAUUUAACAGCCGAACAAGGAGAUCAAGUAUUACUCUCUAUGAAAAAUACUAAUAACCCGCCACAAAAAAGUUAA